CCGUUCGCCUGGCCGGGAAGGGGCUGACCUGGGUCUCCCCAGCGCCCAGGUUGCAGGACCCGCCGAGUCCCCUGGGCCUCCUUGAGCCAUGGAGAAGUUUGGCAUGAACUUUGGGGGUGGGCCGAGUAAGAAGGACCUUCUGGAGACCAUCGAGUUGCAGAAGCAGCAGCUGCUGCAGUACCAGCUGCGCCUGAAGGAUGUCGUCCGGGCCUACAAGAGCCUUCUCAAGGAGAAGGAGGCCCUGGAGGCCAGCCUGAAGGUCCUGUCGGUCUCGCACGAGGUGGACAGCGGCCUGAGCGGCAGUGGGCCUCCUGCCAGCCCAGAGCCCAGCGAGGACCGGAGCUCUGUGCACAGUGAAGACAGCGCAGGCACGGCGGCCAGCCUGGCCAGCAUCAAGGGUGACUUGGGUGGGGUGGCGGAGGGGGACGAGGAGGGGGAGGAGAGGGCAGUGGUGGCAGCAGCCUCUUCCUCCAAGUUGGAGGAGACCAGCAGCUCUGAGAGCGGUGUCAGCUCCAGCAGCGGGGACUUGUCUGUGGCCGCCGGGUCCGGCGAAGUGGACAAGAGGCUUCUCCAGCUGAAGACCCAGCUGGCCACGCUGACUGGCGCCUUGGCCACCGUCACCCAGGAGAAGUCCCGCAUGGAGGCCUCCUACCAAGCCGACAAGAAGAAGGUGAAGCAGGCGAGGGAGGAGGCCAGCCAGAAGGCCGAGGAGGAGGCGCGCCGCCUUGAGGCGGCGCUGGUGGAAGCCCAGCAGCAGCUGGCCGAGACCAAAGCCCGGCUCAUCACCCAGCAGCACGACCGAGCCCAGGAGCAGAGCGACCAUGCUGUCAUGCUGCGGGAGCUGCAGAGGCUGCUGCAGAGCGAGAGGGACCUGCGGCAGGAGGCGGAGCGGGGCCUGGAAGAGGCCCAGGAGGCCCUGGCCGGGAAAGCGUGUGCAGCCGAGCGGGCGGAAGGCUCUGAGCGCCAGGCCAGGCGCCUCGGCCGAGAGGUGGAGGAGCUGAGCAGGGAGCUGCAGGCCCUGCGGGAGGAGAGCAGCCGGCCCGACCCCCAGCUGAGGGAGCUGCGGGCCGAGAUGGCCAGCCUCAGGAGCCACGUCCAGGCCCAGCUGCUGCAAGAGAGGAGGAAGACGGCUCAAGCCGAGGAGCGUGUUCAAACGGAGGAGCAGCGCGUUGCCAGCCUGGAGGCCCAGAUUUCAGAGGUGUCUGAGCUCCUGGGCACCUACGAGAAGGCCAGGCAGAAGGACCAAACGGCCAUUCAGAAGCUGAAAGAGCGCGUCGUCCAGCUGGACGUCGAGAACAAGACGCUGGCUCUCGCCGCCUCUGGCCGCUCCCCUGUGGAUGUCGCCGUGGAGGAGAGCCGCCUGGAUGUCAACGUGCUGAAAGAGAAGAUGGAGACGCUGAGGAAGCUGCUGCAGCUGGCGGCCCAGGGCAGCCCCACCCCGCAGGACCUGGAGGCCGCCUACAAGAUGGAGGCCGGCGACGGGGAAAAGGCCACCGCAGCCUACUACCAGCACGAGCUGAGGCAGCUGAAGGAGGAGUUCGAAAGGUACAAGCAGAGGGCUCAGGUGGUCCUCAAGAACAAGUCGGCCAAGGACGGGAGCCUGGCCAAGGAGCUGGAGGAGGCCCGGGAGCAGCUGGCGGAGCUCAAGGAGACGUACGUCUCCCUCCGGCUCUCCUGCGAGGACGUCGCCCAGCAGCACCAGGCGGCCAUGGAGGGCAAGCGGCAGGAGGUGUCCCGCCUCCAGCAGCUCCACAGGCAGGAGAUGGAGCGGGCCCAGGGCGACUACCGGGAGAAGGUCCUCCAGCUGGAGGGGGAGAUGCACAAGCAGCGGGGCCGAGCGCUGGCCCUUGUGGCCGAGAAGGACCAGGAGCUGGAGCAGCUGAGAGCUCUGGCCGCGCCCUACGGGCUCCAGGGGGCAAAGCAGUGCCCUGGGCCGGGCCCUCGCAGCGGCAGUAGCAGCAAGGAUGUGGCCGGCGGCGGCGGCAGCCCUCUGGAGCACCUGACAGAGGCCCUGCCCCUGGCUGCCCCCAGCGAGCCCGCCUUCCUCCUGUACACGGAGCAGCUGGGCCGCAAGGAGGUGGAGGUCUCGGCUCUGAAGAAGCAGCGGCACCAGCUGGAGGCGGAGGUCCGGCGGUUGCAGGAGCGGCUGCUGGAGGAGGGCGAGCGGCAGGCGGAGCAGGUGUCUGCGCUCCAGAGCCGCCUCCAGAAGACCUGCCGGGACCAGCGCAGGGAGGGGGCCAACCUGGAGUACCUCAAGAACAUUUUCUACAGGUUCCUCACAUUGACAGACCUGCUGGGUCGGCAGCAGACGCUGACGGCCAUCUUGACUAUUCUGCAUUUUAGCCCUGAGGAGAAGCAGGCCGUCCUGGGCUGCUCAGGCAGCAACAGCUGGUGGCAUUCGGGGAAGAGAUGAAGCCGGCGUGGGGAGGGGGCCGCCUGCCUGCCUGCCUGCCUGCCUGCCUUCCCUCCUGGGCCCCCUCUGUGUCUGGAGGAGUGCUGGGACUUCUGUGCCCGUGCAGGGAGGCCGUGGGGACCAAGCGCCAGCGGGCGCCUGCGAGCAGACCUCCUGCCGCUGUGUUUGGCAGCGGUGCUGUAUGAGUCGGGGGCAGGGGGGCCUCUGCAGCAGGGAUCGGGAUGAACUUGAGGUGUCUGUUUUUUCCAAAAAGUGCUUCGGUUAGGAAACUGGUGCAUUUUUAAUCAAGUAUUUUUGUGGGGGUUUGUUGCCAAAUCUGGAACGGAAAUUCCAAUGGACUGUGGGUGGUAUUUCCCCCCCUUCUCUGAAGGCUUCCAAGGAGCUGCAAAUAAAAUAUCAGCAACUGA
Messenger RNA from Elgaria multicarinata webbii, 2820 nucleotides. RefSeq names its product GRIP and coiled-coil domain containing 1 (gene GCC1). Bases 89 to 2413 code for a protein of 774 amino acids. Gene Ontology annotation, cellular component: Golgi apparatus. The transcript is spliced from 3 exons. The record is from RefSeq and is a predicted model, not a curated record. NCBI's taxonomy places the organism in Eukaryota, Metazoa, Chordata, Lepidosauria, Squamata, Anguidae.